Molecule: messenger RNA, 3883 nt
Organism: Toxoplasma gondii ME49
Lineage: Eukaryota; Apicomplexa; Conoidasida; Eucoccidiorida; Sarcocystidae
Product: Ras-related protein Rab-5C, putative
Exons: 1
Coding region: 2553-3284 (243 amino acids)
Molecular function (GO): GTPase activity; GTP binding
Source: RefSeq, a predicted model, not a curated record
GUCGGCGCCACGACAUGAAAGUGAGAGAGAGCGCCAUCUUUUUCGGCCGUUCCCGAACGCGACUAUGCUACCAUCUUUCUGUCGCCCUUCGCCAGUGAUGUCGCGACCUGCCACCAUACUCACGAGACAUUCGUCACCCGUUUCUGCGGUCUUUCGCCGUAGGAAUAAGCCAGGGAAUGCAAAUUUUCGAAGCACAUGCUCUGUGAGCACAAAAUACUACGGUGGAAGUUCGCAUCUGUCAGUGGACUUGCCUGUGACCCCUGUCUCACGAGGACCAGUCGAGACUGCUUGACACACCAAAACAAAGGUUGGAUUCCACGAUCCUACGACAUAAUGGUGACUCCACAGAGGUAAUGCUCCGCGCGUAAUAUAUGAUUACUGUUUUCACUUGUGUUCACCGCAAGGGCAAGCCUCUUUGGUGUUCAGCAGGCGCCCCCCUUUGUCUUCUCCAGAACUUGCUAGUGACUGCCCGGUAGUUUUAUACGUCGACUCCAUGUUCUCAUUCCGUAUUUCUGGUGGCACCUCCACACGAAAAAUCUUUUGUGCGGGAGUUCAUGUGAAGAUGACAGCCCAACAAAACCACCGAAGACCGCACACUCGGCAUGCGCUCGCAAGCGCGUUCGGUGUGUCGCCCUGGUGUCCCAGUCGUUGCGCAGCGUUAGUGGUAGCGUCAACGCUUUUUCCUUAUUUCCUGCGUGCUGUCUUUCCUAAUCGUCUGCCACUGCGUGAAUCGCUUCUCCUAUAUUUUGAUUAACUAUGUGAGCUUUGCAUCUGGGGGAAACAGGGCAACAGCGGAGCAGUAGGUCGUUUCUUUUUCUGGCUGGAAGGCUUUGGAAAAAGUCGAGAGCUCGAAGACCCAGCGACCAUUGUGACAUCGCAAACUUUUGGGGGCUUAGAUUUUUGAAUAACGCUGUCAUUCAGAUACAUCAUCUCUUUCUGACGGGAACGUCUCCCCUCUGCACCAACGUCUUGUCUGAUACGCUUGUUUUAGGAGCUGACGCCUCCCAAAGCCCCUAAAAUGAAUUGUCCGACACGAAAAAAAGCGUUUCCUUCCGCUGUCUAUACACGGGACUCCGUUUCGUCGAAAGGAACACGAGAGCCUAGUUACGCUGAUGUAUAAGGGAACAUUGACGAGACAACUCGGCAGAGAACUCUACCGCUCCAUGUCUCACACCGGAGCUUGUCUUUCAUCCUGACGCCUGUGAAGUGUGUCUUUGUCGGCUGUCGCAGACCUCAGACGCCGCUCUCGGGGCAAUUGAAAAUUCGUCUGCUUUUCGUGCCAGCCGUGGUUCGUCGGCUUUGAAUUGUCGGGGUGUGCAUACUUCCUAGUUCUCUGUUGCUCCCUUUUGUCACGCAACUAACGGACGAGGCCUGGAACAGACAGCUGUGAGGCCGAGGCGUUGCACCCCUCUUUCGCACUCCACCUAAAACCGAAUAACCUCUCUGUUGCUGAGUAUCUGCCAAGCUGUCCCUCAUUCGACAGGCACUUUCGACGGCAAAACCUAGGUCGGAGCAGAGAGAGGACCGCUCGAAAUCAGGCGAGCAUCGGAUACUGCCCGCUCGGGUUUAGAAAAGCCGCUCUGUCUUCUAGGGUAGUUCACGAGGCAUGUGUCUCAACGUACUCUCCAGAGAAGACGUGCUUCUUUCACUGUCACUUUUCCUCGUCUCCGUUUAGUGCAUUGUUUCUGCCGUCGUUUCUUUCGCUGCUGUGCCGCACAUUGAGCGCAUUAGUCCGGCGCCCAUCCCUCCAUGCAAAUUAUUUGUGUGCUUCCACAUUGUAUAUUCGUGUAUCCACAUCCUGCUUUGUUUGUAUUGUCAGGUUUCCGUUCCUCAAGCGUCUCUGUCGAUAAGGUCUCCAGUUUUCCAAAGUCUGCUCUGUCAAAUUCAUCGCAUCUGCGAAGUUGGCUUCAGCAGCACUCCGCAAAGAAAAGUUCUUGUCCUGUUUGUAAAGAAUGUCGCAGAGAAAGAGGAAAAGAACCUGAUGGUGCCUCUUGUGCUUGGGGAGGAUUUAGUGAGACACUGAUGUUCGCAAAUCAAGGUCGUUUUCAGAGCUAAGAUUCCGGGUCACUGACGUGCGAAAAGUAUUCCAUUGGUUUGCCGCCUCUGUUGUCGUCUUUGUUUGCAAAAACAAGGGCUCGAGCAAUCUGUCAUUCGUUUUCGUAUCUUCGUGUCUUUCCUGUAAACGCACUGACUGUGUUUUUCUGCCGCACUCAAGAUCUUGUCCCCUUCUCGCUUCGCGCUACCGUUCUGCCUCCCAUCUUCUCUGCGGCCUUGCACGAUAACGGAAGAAGUCUCCCCAUUCACCCCCUCGCCUUGUGUAUUUUGCGUAUUCUUGACUCUCUGCAUGAACUCCCGGAGUUUUCUUGGUCUACUUCUUCUCUUCCCCAGCUUUCUGCCUCCCCAACAGUCUCUCUAACUCAGUAGCUUCCCUCCACUUUCUCUGUUCCCUUGUCUGCUCUCGCCUCUCUCCUAUUUCAUUGUUUCAUCUGUUUCCCGUGUUCCUCUCCGUUUCACACCUGUCUUUUUGGGUCCUCUGUGUACCUCUGCCCACAAUGUCUUUCUCGCAAGCUUACAGUUCCGGAGCAUCUCUUCCACCGUAUGGCCAGAGCAGCGGCUCUGGUCUAGGCCAGUCUUACGCUGCGGGUUCCUCUGAGGCUGCGCGUCCGCCGUCGUACAAAACUGUGCUUCUAGGGGAUGCCUCGGUGGGGAAGUCGAGUCUCGUGGUACGUUUUGUGAAAAACACUUUUUCCGACACGAUGGAGACGACGAUCGGAGCUGCGUUCUUCACUCAGGCGCUCCAGGUUGACGGCCGAACAGUCAAGUUCGAAAUCUGGGACACGGCGGGUCAGGAGCGGUUCUCCUCUCUGGCUCCCAUGUACUACAGAGGGGCAGCAGCCGCCAUUGUGGUGUACGACCAGUCCAACAUGGCGAGCUUCGACCGCGCCCAAGUUUGGGUGCAGCAGCUCCAACUCAGCGGGAAUUCGAACAUCGUCAUUGCGCUUGCAGCCAACAAGAUGGACUUACCACACAAACAAGUCGACCUUCACCUCGGCCGCCAGUACGCGGAAGAGAACGGUCUCUUGUUCAUCGAGACCUCCGCGAAAACCGGCCAAAACGUCCAGCAACUCUUCUCCAUGAUCGCCAGACGCCUUCCCGAGAAACCCGUCGGCGCCCAGGGCCUAGGCGGAGGCGUCCAUACAAUCAAACUCACCGACGAACCCGCGGUCCAGAGGCAGGCAGGUGGACUCGCCAGCAAAUUCGCCUGUUGCGGCGGAAACAGUUGAAGAGGAGAGCUCGACGCGGCACGAACGGGGACGAGGAAGGCACCCAGCAAUCGAGAAACGGUCCCGGACGGAAGAAAGGGCUGAAUGCGCAGGGGCUACACGCACGCCAAGCGAGUCCACACAACCUGCUCGACACGUAUUUGCGUGGCUCCGCUGUUGGCCUCUGUGUCUUUCUCGUUCUUAUACAAGCUGGUGUAGCAGCUAGUUAGUCCUGUGCGCUCAACGGAUCCUGCUUCAUUAGGGUAGAGGAAGUUGGUGGAGCCCCACUGUGAGCUUGCGUUGUUGCUUUCUACCGCCCCGAUGAGCUAAUAGGGGAUUUGUCGAUAUGAAUGAUGACGGUGCAAUUAAAUCUUGAACGAACGACGCGAUUCGUAUGUUGUGUGUUAAUAGAAGAGUUUGAGGGGACCGUGCUCUCUGGUAGCUAAGCGCGAAUUGUCCUAGGUCGCAGCAGGCGUAGUGACGGUUUCACCUCAUUGUCCAUGUUCGACCCGACGUUAAUAAAUUUCAGCGAUCAAUCGUAUUUUAUAUAAGGAAGUGCGCCACUUUGGUACAGGCGUAAUCGGAACCAUGGAACCUGGAGUAAUAUUGUUUCUCCCAUG